AUGGCCUCAAACCAAGAGCAAUUGAUUCAGCAGGCGUUAAAUGACCUAGAUAUAGGUGCUGAGAAGUCAAUUCGCAAGGUAGCUGCCAAAUACAGGGUUUCAAAAACGACUGUGGCUUACCGACGCAGAGGUCGCAACCCACGUACGCAAGCCAAUCGCAGGACUCAACGCCUAUCCCUAGAAGAAGAAAAAACUCUAAUUCAGUGGAUUCGAGAUCUACAGCGGCAGAAUCUAUGCCCAAAUUACCCUAGAAUUCGCUCUUUUGUGUACGAAAUCCUGCGAAAUCGAGGCGAUUCGCGGCCCCUGGGCAAGAACUAUGUAUCUCGCUUCAUUUCUCGCCAUUCAGAGCUUCGAACAAGCAGAUCUCGAGCUAUGGAUAUUAAGCGCCUCUCUGCGCUUGAUCCUACGGUUAUAGAGAGCUUCUUCUCUGAAUUUGAACAGCUCCGAAGUCAGUAUGGCGUCGAAAUAGAGAAUAUCUGGAAUAUGGAUGAAACAGGCUUUCAAAUGGGUCAAACAACAAGCAAUUUUGUGGCCUAUGACGCCUCUAUAGGGCGCCCUGUUGCUCCGCAGCCAGAUAAUACGCAAUGGGUCACAAUUAUUGAGUGUAUCUCAUAUCACCGCGCCCUAAAGCCCUAUCUCAUCUUUUGUGGCAAGGCACCAGAGCUACAUAUGUUCCCUGCUAUUGAUGAGCUACCUGACAUUAUUUGGGCCUUCUCUCUAAAGGGAUGGACUGAUAAUGAGCUUGGUAUUGAUUGGCUAAGGCGGAUAUUUAUUCCACAGAGGCCUAUAGGCAAGCAUUCUAUUCUGAUUCUUGAUGGCCAUGACAGUCAUUCUACAGGCCUAUUUCAGUAUCUCUGCCUUCAAAACGACAUCCAUCCACUCUAUCUACCAGCUCAUGCCUCUCAUAAGCUUCAACCACUCGAUUUAGGACCCUUUUCGCCUCUCAAAGCAGCAUAUGGCCAAUUAGUACAAAGAUUUGCACUAACAGGCCUUGCAACACUCAACCGCAGAGUAUUUACCAAGCUCUAUAUUGAAGCACGUCAAACUACAUUUACUGAGCGAAAUAUUCGUGCUGGAUGGCAUCGUACAGGAAUUUGGCCUCUAAAUAAGCAAAAACUACUCAAUGACCCUGAAAUUCGAAAUUUUGGACGUACUACGCCUGAGUAUCAACCCCCAGCUACGUCAGAUGGUCUCUAUAGCACUCCAAAGCAGAGUGACAAUUUACGCGCACUAAUUCGUCAAAUUGAGGCCAAAACAACGCCUCAAACAAGACGCGCUGUACGAAAGCUUGGCCACAGCGCUAUUCAAGAGCAUACUGGCGCUCAAUUGCUUCGAACGCAGCUCCGAGAGCUACGUCAAUUGGCUUUGAAGCAAGAGCUUACCAAACGCUCAAAAAGGAUACAAAAAGAGACAAAGCAGCGGUCGUGGAAUCUCGAACAGGUCAGGGCUGCUCUAGCGCCUAAAAAGGUCCAUUUCGUACGCAAGGAGGGCGGCGAAAAGCGAAUUCUGCGUACUGUUACAUUAGAAUAG
Messenger RNA from Endocarpon pusillum Z07020, 1530 nucleotides. RefSeq lists its product as uncharacterized. Lineage: Eukaryota; Fungi; Ascomycota; Eurotiomycetes; Verrucariales; Verrucariaceae. Gene Ontology annotation, molecular function: DNA binding. The record is from RefSeq and is a predicted model, not a curated record. The transcript has a single exon. Bases 1 to 1530 code for a protein of 509 amino acids. Gene Ontology annotation, cellular component: nucleus.